AAGACUGAUGAAGUGGGAGGGGGGUGGAAGCUUACAGUAGGCAACCAUUUUGUUUUCCUCCGUCCUGUCAAAAAACUGGCUGCAGUAAACAAACAAAGGGGCUGAAAACUUUUAGCUAUCCCAUUUCUUUGAGUCCUAUGUUAAGUAAUAUGGCUGCCACCGACGAGCGUGCCAUUUACGCAAAGCUGGAGGCCUUAAAGGAAGUCAGAGCCAAAACCAUGCAGUUGGAGAAAAUGAAACUGAGAAUAAUGCAGGAAGUUGAGGCCAAUGAAGCAGAAGAGAAGUGUCUCUCGGAGUACAAACAAGAGAUGGAUAUGCUGAUGCAAGAGAAGAUGGCUCAUGUUGAAGAACUUCGACAAAUUCAUGCUGAUAUUAAUGCUAUGGAGACUGUCAUUAAACAAGCAGAGGAAUCUCGCAACAGAGCUCUUGACACGGCCAAGCGUAUUCAUGAUGAUUAUAGACCUCUAAAGCAUGAUGUUGAUCGCCUGCGAAGGGAAUAUUUGGGAUUAGAUCGCCUUCCUGAUUUACAUGAGGAAGAGGCAGAUCUUAUUUCACCAGACUACUUUGAUAAACAUGUGAAGACAUCUGACUGGCGAGCCCCAGAUGUGCGUGAUGUUGAACAGGCCAGUAUGGCUAGUCUGGCAAUGCAUUCUCAUUCUCACGGUCACCCAGGCCAUCACCCCCAUACUGCUCACCAUACCCAAAGUGCAGCAGCUUUCCUCACUCCAUCACAACCUUUGCAAUUGGUCCAAGGAAACAAAGCAGAUAACAGGCCAAUGCCACCAGCGCCAGGGCCUGCCCCAACAUUCAGGCAACAACCCCCUCCAAUGAAGUCUUGUCUAUCAUGUCAUCAGCAGAUCCAUCGUAAUGCUCCAAUCUGUCCCCUUUGUAAAGCUAAAUCUCGAAGUAGGAAUCCUAAGAAGCCCAAGAAGAAGGACUAAGCUGUUUCUUGGAUGUACAUAGUGUUCUUUCUGCUGUCUUGAAUAUCUUAUAGUUGUUAAACACUUUGUUUUUCUCUUCUGUCUGUACUUAUUUUACCGGUCAAACUGAUUGUUUGAUCGUUUAUUUGGUGCCAAAUCUUGUCUGAAUCUUUUGAAGGUUUGCAUUAUUACAUUUUUUGUAUGGACUUAAAUUGCACAAUUUGUCGUUUUCUAUCAUUUAAAUUUUAUUUGGUUAUGUGUUAUAACAUUGUGUACUAAUCAUACUUAUACUGUAAUCAUGAGCGAAGCUGUAAUAUAACUUAAUCAUACCCACUAUGGAAAUAGAAUGUGCAAGUACUGGUAUCGUUGAUCCUAUCCUAAGGCUAAAACAUUCUUCUUGUAAAUCAAGUUAAUGCUUGUUUUUGUCUUAUUUUUUCCUUUUUGGAGUAUUAGCCCUUUUUUAAAAAAAAAGAGAUUCCAUAUCUUUUGUCUUCAAACAAUGUGUUGAUUUAUGUAAUUAAACUAGCCAGUUUAAUUGAUUUGUACUUACACUUUUUUUUUCCAUUUUUCUUCUUUUAAUGUUUGUAAGAAGUGGAUUAAUGCUUGUCAAGCUAAGUUAACUUAGCAUCCAACAGACUUGUAGAACUCAUGUAAUAGCCUAAUAGACGAUCUCUUGCACAGAAGUGCUAAGCUUGCUUUAGCUUUGGUUUUAUGGGACUAAAUCUACCCUUCUAAUUAUAUUUUUUGCAAUACGGUAUUAAUUUUAUUGCAGGAAAUGCAAAUGAAGAGUGCAUGUUUGAAAGGAUUAAACGAAUGAACCAUAAACUUACAUUUUAUCUCAAUUUUAGUAUUGGCCAUAUAAGGCAAAUAUGCAUACUACUUAUAGUAACGUGUGUGAAUAUGCUCCCAUAAUUUAAUGUAUUAUUAUGCUUAGUCACUCUAUGUAUUGGUGCCAAUUAUUAAUUUCCCUUUUCUCUUAGAAUGUUGACUGUGUGGUGUUCAGCAUUCAGCACAGCCAAACAAUAAACAAACUGAUGCAUUGAAGUGCUCAUUGUUUAUUGUUUACUACAUAGCUAUUUGAUCAUCUCAAAACGGUAGUAUUGUAAUCCACAAUAUGUAAGUCUCUAGUAUAGACAAAUAUGUUUCAUUUUCUGCACUGCUUGGUCCCUAAUGACCAGCUUUUAUGGUAACUUUGCUGUGGUAAAAUUUGAAAAUUGUCAAAAAAAAAUUAUGGCUAGGGAUUUGAAGUUUUUUUUUUUUUUUUUUUUGGAUGUUUACUUCUUAGUUAAACAUAAACUCAUUUUUUUACUGUAAUCAUUUGACCAUUAAAUUUAUUGAUGAUGUAAUAAUUUAA
Frankliniella occidentalis (western flower thrips) is the source of this 2274-nucleotide messenger RNA. Its product is annotated as zinc finger C4H2 domain-containing protein. The transcript is spliced from 5 exons. Gene Ontology annotation, cellular component: nucleus. NCBI's taxonomy places the organism in Eukaryota, Metazoa, Arthropoda, Insecta, Thysanoptera, Thripidae. The coding region runs from base 138 to 941 and encodes 267 amino acids. The record is from RefSeq and is a predicted model, not a curated record. Gene Ontology annotation, biological process: positive regulation of neuron differentiation.